CAGAAAUCUAAGAACAAUAAAUUGAAUAAAGGACGGCGACUGCUAGGGCAAGAUAUCUGGCCAGAUUCGAAAGCGCAGGUCCGCAUCUAGGUUGCAUCGUUGCCGGAAAGAGUGGGCUGAGUCUAUAAUGUGUAUCCACGCGCGCAGUGAUGUUGGAAGGCCCUGUUAGUAUCAGCUCAUUGUAUGCAGCAGUGUUCUCGCCUGAUUGACUGCGUUUGAGGUUAAAAUUUAAUGGCGUUGCGGUUUUCCUGUUUCUAUGAACUGAGGUCGCAAGCAAUUAUAGAUGUAUUCGAUCGAUGAAUAUGAAAAGGGGCCGUAUAUUGUUGAGUGAUACGUGUAAGGGUUAAAGCUUGUAGUUAUAUAAGUACAGAAGAGCCUGACGUAUUGGAGGUUCAUGAUUUAAUCAUUAAUCGCUCUUUUCAUUCUGACAGAGAAAGUAGGAUAAUGCUAAAUGCAAUGGAGUAUGAAUGCCAGUACAAUGCUGGCUACAGCAUUGUGUCUAACGGUAACGAAUACGGUCUCAUACAGGCCUACACGGCACACGAUUACCCCCUUGAAAACGGAGUGACGUUUUCAGCACCUCCGCCGGGCCAGCUCAUUCUUAAAGUUCUAAUACCGGGGUACGCUGCGGGGGCGGUGAUCGGGAAAGGCGGUCAGAUUAUUGUACAACUUCAGAAAGAUUCAGGGGCCAUUAUUAAGCUGUCAAAAGCGAAGGACUUUUACCCCGGAACCCAAGACCGAGUCGUUUUGAUCCAAGGAACCGCCGAAGGCUUGAUGAAGGUGCAAAAUACCAUUAUAGAGAAGGUGUACGAGUUCCCUGUGCCCAAAGAUUUAGCUGCGAUCAUCGGAGACCGACCGAAACAGGUGAAAAUCAUCGUACCCAACACAACUGCGGGACUGGUAAUAGGAAAGGCCGGCGCAACGAUAAAGACCAUUAUGGAAGAGAGUGGAUCGAAGGUUCAACUCUCGCAAAAGCCAGACGGGGUAAACGUCCAAGAACGAGUCAUCACAAUCAAAGGAGAGAAGCACCAACUCAUGACAGCAUCUAAUAUUAUUAUUGAUAAAAUUAAAGACGACCCUCAAAGCGCCAGUUGCCCUCACAUAAGUUACUCUGGCAUCGCUGGCCCGAUCGCUAACGCGAAUCCCACCGGAUCGCCCUACGCUGCUGGCUCGGCUGCAUUAGUUGACGCUUCGCACCCAUCCGUGGCCGCUAUGUUGGGACAUUAUGUUAUCCCAGGCCAACAGGUGCUGCAGACAGCAAUGCCACUCUCCCAUCACCCGCACCAGUCCGCGUUGUCCAGCGGCUCAGUGACACCGGCGCCUGAACUGACGACCAUAAAUCACGCCAUGACAACGUUAGCGAACUAUGGCUACACCUUAGGAGGCGUGAACUAUGGUACCUUGGGUGUAAUGCCUAGUGUACAUCCAAGUGUACACCCUGGCAUCGCUACCUCGGUCGGGAUGAUCUCUGCAGGCUCCCUAGCAGGAAGUCCAAUCCCUUCAGCUACCCCCUUGCUCUCUGCCACUGCUCUACCGACGGAAUCCAGUAUUCCGACGGCUGUUCCCACUGCCCAAGCCAUUUCAAUGCAGAGCAAUUACCUUGCAAACUUGGCUAAUGCUGGUUACCUGACUACCGGUCACCCACAGUUGCUUGGAGCGACGUCAGGCCUCGGCGGUCUCACCACAGUGUCCCAGCACCCGCCACCAGCGGCGACACCAACGAGUUUUUCCGUCGCUUCUACCCCUUCUACCCCUGGUCUGCCGGUUUCAUUUAGCCCCCAUUCAACCGUGAGUAUCCUAAGCAUCGAAAAGUCAAGCGACGGACAAAAAGAAACAAUUGAACUGGCAAUUCCCGAAAACCUGAUCGGAGCAGUCCUCGGAAAAGCGGGAAGGACACUGGUUGAGUAUCAGGAUGUAUCAGGGGCGAAAAUUCAAAUUUCUAAAAAGGGUGAUUACGUCGCCGGGACCAGGAACAGGAGGGUUACGAUUACGGGGAAGCCCCCAUGCCCACAGACUGCGCAGUUUCUUAUUACGCAACGUGUCGCCUCUGCGCAAAACGCAAGGGCACAGCAGGCUAAGUUACUGUAGGUCAGGAACCACGCCAGUCUUCCACAAAUGUGCUGCCGCAUAUUGUUUUACCUUAGUAGUUUGUACUUUUAGUAAGGUUGAAUUUUUCGCACUGAGGAGCGCUAAGUACGUUUCUUAAAAAGUCUCUUCUCCAAAUCAAGUCUUCCGGGCCAUUCGCCAAAAUCGCAUCUAAAUUCGAUCAUCUUAAACAGCGUACACGACUUUGCUUUUUUUCGGCGUUCACGAAACGCGCUCAUACAUUAUUCAAGUCAAUUACGAAAUCUCUGCGAGUUUGUGACGCACUACUGUGCACUACCAUCGAUCCCGCUUUUCCGUAUCGGAUUUCGACCAAAUUUAACUCGGUCGAGAUAGAUGAUGCAAAAAAUAAGUAAUUUUAUCGCUUGGAAAACAGCAACAAGGGCUUGUUUCAUUUUCGUCCAUUUUUCAAGGUGAAGUUUUCCGCAUGCUCGUCGGCGAGUUGUAGCAACAUUCAUGCCAUUUUUAGACGUGCUUUCACGCUCGAAACGGUAACCUCUCAAAGUAAACUUUAAUUUUAAUCCGUUUCACGCAUCUAAUCCAACCUUUUGAUUAAUCAGACGCACCACUCAAAACACCACCAUUGAAUAGUUAAACGGGUUACACGCACCUAUUUCGUUCGGGAUAAAUAAUUCAUAACGACCGAUGUUAAGGCGCGAGGUCGCAGAUUCGAUGUCGCUUACACGACUAGACCUUGACCGAAGUUUGCAGAAAAGCAGUGACGUCACGCUCAGCUGUUUUCUGCAGUCCCUAGCGAGAUAGCUUGGCAAUUACUCAAUGCGCCAGCGAAUACUGCAGCGCCUAGGCCUAAUUAUUGCCAAACCGAAUUCCAAACUGCAACAGCACUCGCCUCCAAAGAAAUCGAUCGGCAUGGAAAAAUUAUCACGCGGUGUGGACUCGGGGGAGACGGUUCUGUUGAAAAACACGCUGCUCGAAACUACGCGGCGAGAUUUUUAGACAUCUUGCCCGCCAUAAGACCAUACUGAUCAUUUCGUUUUUAGAACAAGUUCAACGGCAUCGUAGCGUGUUUGUUUUCUUUUGUUAUUUUCGCAUUAGGCAUUGCAUGGUCAUUCUAUUCUUAGUUCGUUUGAUUCGCCAGUCGAUAACACCCUAAACUGAUCAUUUAUCGUUCUUUCUUUCCUUAGACAUUUUAUAUCAAGUUUUCUGUUUCUCCUCUUUCGUCAUGGUUGGCUACGUCAUGGCUGUUGGUUCCUCGUCAUACCUCCUACAUCACAAUCAAUUGACAGUAGGCAUUUAGACGUCACACGCAUAAACAAUGUCGCUAAUUUACAAAACGGCGGCAAAUAAGCCUACAUACCCUCACCUAAGCGAAUCAAUCAUUCUACAAACGUCCUGUACUGUCAUCUGCCACCUCCGUUCACACAUGAACUGUAUCUCCAUAUAGCCUCAAACGCACCGAAUCAAAACGUAAAUCAAACCAUACCACGAGAUCAGAGCAACGCCGAUUUUCUAUCCCUUACAUAUCACACAAAAUCUAAAUUCUAAAUCAUCAAAAAUUUAUCAAAUGAUUCUUCAAAGCACACUUACAUGUUAUCAGUUAACUAAGCACAACUCACCUUAAAACCCAGCCAAGGACUAGCCCCAAAUGUCUUUUAGAAACAGAACACAAUAACAGGGAUCUACAAACAUACGAAUGCUUGCUGUCGAAGGAACCAACUUUUGCCGCCGACCAAACCAACCAUGACGGGUGAGUUUUAACAUAAAUAUAUUAUAAACAAAUUAAAAGUGUUGGUGGGGGUAUGUGCUGCUCUGCUUUGAAGCAAAAUGCGGCCUAUCCUUAUGUGUUUUUUCACUGUGUCGUGUUUUAAUUUGAGGCUAAGCUAAAACUAUUGCAACCACGACGUCUUCACAGUGUUAUGUAGUUUUCUUUUUUUGACAGAACUAUUAUUUUUUGGAUUUACAAAACGCUCGUUCGUUACUUGCAUGCGCUAAUAUUUUAUUGCUUUUUUUUUCUCACUGAGUUCCCGAUAUUUAUCUAACAUGUCAAACGUACUACUUAAACACUUUUAUUUUCCGUACUAGUGAAGCACCCGCAAUAGGGUUGCCUGCUGUCGAAAAGCAGCCUUCAUUUCGAAAUUAAAAAUGUCGAUUUAUUUUUUGGCUUUUUAUAAGUGAAAUAGCUGCCUGAUACAGUCACAGGCACCGCUGCUUCCAGUUACGGACUGUUGGUUUAUUUGUGAUGUAUAUUUUUCUAAUAAACUAAAUGCACGAUCCAACAAAAGUAUAUUUCGUGCUAGGAUUCAUAACUUUGAAGCCAUUCCAUAUAAUUUGUCGUCAUCGGUAGUGUUUUCGUCCUGAUUUUAUAACCAACUAACAUUGUCAUGUUCGGUGUUUAACAUUAUAUAUAUAUAUCAUUCAUUGCCGUGUAUUCCGCAUCGUUUUCAGUUAUGUUGCGCCAAUUCCUAUUCCGGUCGUUUUUCAUAUUUUUUCUUCAAACUCACGAACGAUUCCUUCAUUUUCCGUCGCUGCCCCAUUUUCAUCAUACUAACAAAUAUGAACAUCGUGGUGUUGAUACCACACCUGCAUGCGUAAUUCAAACGUGUCCAACAUGAUGGUCACCACCGAAUCGAUCUUAUGGAACCUUAUAAUAGAAAAGGUUUAUCAGUCGGUAUUGUCACGUACUUAGUAGCUGAUCGAUUAAUUUCUCUUCAGAAUCAGGUGUUGCUGCAUUGCCAGCAAAUCUUUAACAACACUACGGUGCCCGCUUUGACGUUUUUUGUGGUUAUAUUUCUGUGAUCAUUCGUGCCAUGACAGCCACGUGAUUCAGUGUCGAUUCAUUUACGUCACAAUAUACAUUAUCAUCAUCAUAA
Ciona intestinalis (vase tunicate) is the source of this 4934-nucleotide messenger RNA. Lineage: Eukaryota; Metazoa; Chordata; Ascidiacea; Phlebobranchia; Cionidae. The record is from RefSeq and is a predicted model, not a curated record.